Messenger RNA from Lottia gigantea (owl limpet), 285 nucleotides. RefSeq lists its product as hypothetical. The transcript has a single exon. Bases 1 to 285 code for a protein of 94 amino acids. Lineage: Eukaryota; Metazoa; Mollusca; Gastropoda; Lottiidae. The record is from RefSeq and is a predicted model, not a curated record.
AUGGACUUCAGAAACUUCAUGCGAAUGGACAGCGACUCAUUCGAUGAACUCCUAACACUAGUUGCACCAAUAAUAGAAAAGAAAAAUACUGUUAUGCGACCUUCUAUACCUCCACACCAGCGUCUAUCUAUUGCUUUGAGAUACCUAGCGACAGGGGAUUUGUUUGAAGAUUUGAAGUUUCUCACAGCUGUUUCACCACAGGCCAUUGGUGGCAUUGUUUUUGAAACCUGUCAGGCAAUUAUCUGUGUUCUUCGAGAAUAUAUAAAGGUGAGGAAACAUGUUUAA